AUGACUGUACCUACUACCGGAUUUGGAUUAGUGUCUGAGUGCUUGGAACCAACCUGGGAACAAAAGGCACACUCAAAAGCCGCAGAGCAUCACCGGAUCAUCGAAAAUGCAAGGCUGAAGGAUGGCCAUGUGGCAUUGCCCAACACCGCGGGUCUGGAUGCGGCUAUGCGAUCUUCAUCCCCGACAGGAACAACCGUUUCAUAUCCUGGGACACAUGGGACACGUCAUGUGGUUAUUCCGGCAGAUCAUCCAUAUGAGUGGCCAGAAAAGCUGCUAAAAAUACGAGAGAUCGGCGUUGUCAUUGUGAAUCUCCCUUUCCCCUAUCCUCUACUGGAUGUUAUAGACCCGCAUGAACAACAUGAUAGAACUAAUGAAGAUGGCGCUCAUGUUGCGAUUGAGGGUUUAAGUGGGUCUUCAUUUGAGGCCCCCUAA
Molecule: messenger RNA, 432 nt
Organism: Penicillium brevicompactum
Lineage: Eukaryota; Fungi; Ascomycota; Eurotiomycetes; Eurotiales; Aspergillaceae
Exons: 2
Coding region: 1-432 (143 amino acids)
Source: RefSeq, a predicted model, not a curated record